Molecule: messenger RNA, 288 nt
Organism: Funneliformis caledonium
Lineage: Eukaryota; Fungi; Glomeromycota; Glomeromycetes; Glomerales; Glomeraceae
Source: the annotation of a GenBank genome assembly
AUGUCAUUGAAAGAAUUAUUUAUCGAGACUACCUUAUUCGCAAAAGCUAAUAAAUUGAUAAAUUUAAUAGAAAAUUUCAUACAAAAACGUAUUGGAGCUGAUGAUGCAACUCAAAUAUCUAUUAAAUUAUGUCAACAAAUUUUUGAAACUCUUGAUAACAGAGGAUUUAAUAAUAUGAUUACCAAUAGUAAUAAAACUAUAAUUCACAAAUUUAUUGAGUAUAAUCAAUCUACUUUAAAUUUAGAAAUUGGAAAAUAUCAUAUAAUUAAAGAUCCUAAAAAGAAAUAA